Molecule: messenger RNA, 2409 nt
Organism: Moneuplotes crassus
Lineage: Eukaryota; Ciliophora; Spirotrichea; Euplotida; Euplotidae
Source: the annotation of a GenBank genome assembly
AGGAAUCUUGAAAAAUUAGCACCCCCGAAAGACUCAGAAGAUGGAGCUUUUAUUGAGGUGCAUGUUGACCAGAAGAAUGGAACCUUACAUGUUUGUAAUAAAUCUGAGGAAAACUCUCUUAGUUGAAAUAAGAAUAAAAAGGUAAAAUCUCCCAAUGCAAUCAUAAGCAAGAAGGUUGAGCCAGUUGAGACGAAGAGGAAGCAUGAAGAAAUGUUAGAAACCAGGAAAGAAUUGAGCAUUGCCAACAACAAGAGACCAAUAUAGACUGGAAUGAAAAUAGAAUAAUCGAAACCAGCAAAGAGUCAUACACUUGUCAGACUAACUUCUAAGAAUCAUUCAGAAGAUUUCAUUAAUGGCGACAUAAAUUUUGGAAAAAAUGACGAAAGAAACUCGAAUAGCAAAGCACAACAGACAAUAGAGACACAGGAAGAGACAAAUGAAUCAAGGAUCCAUAGUCAAGUAUUUAAGUCUGAACUACCCAGGAAUAUUAAAGAGCAAUCAAAAAGACUAAAAUAAAAAUAUAAAAACUGUAAACCAAAUACCAAAAGAUCGUCAAAGUUUUGAGUAUGUCUCUUCUAAAUCCAAGAUAAUUAUGCUAAAGAAAAGGCGAAAGAAGUCAAGCCAUAAUGCUCACACCAAGAGCUAUAAGAUCUCUAACACAACUCUAAGUCUUCCCAAUUCUUCAUUUAAGGCGAACAGGACCAUUCCUUCUGUGCCUAUAGAAUUCCUUCUGAAGGCGAUUUCUCCUCGCCAGUAUGAUAAGGUCAUAGCUAAAUAUAACAAAAGUAGAAAGAAAGGUAAGCAGCCACUUUACCCGAAAAAUAUUUUUGCUGAACUUGAUCUUGGAGCCGCUCAAGAAAUAGAGAAGUCUAGCAGGGAGUAUGAAUACAUACUAAGGUGAAAACAAAAAUCCUUCAUGGCAAGAAUGAAUGAAGAUGUUUAUAAACGUCAAAAAUAGACACAAGAACCUAUGUAAAGACCACGUAAAUACAAGAGGGAAUAAUCAUGCCUCUCUCAGUUGGGAAAGAGCAGUGCAAUUAAGUGACAGAUUAUACAAGGAAGGCAAUAAAAGCUUAAUCUCUACUUCCCAAAUCCGCUGAGACGCUCACACUCUUCGCCAUAACACACCCUACUCCUUCAGCUCUCCAAUACACCAUACCCCCUCUCCACCAAAAUAAUUUCACAAAAAUCCUUCACAGGAUGAAAUCCAAAGACACCGCUGCCAAAAUUCAAAUCUUAAACCUCCGCAAAUCAAAACGCCACUUCGAACACAAUCAGGCCCAAAAACUCCUCAACCAGAACAUCAGCAAUGGCAAGAUGCCCAAAACUCAGUUUGAGAAGUUACAGAGGAAAUUUGAAGAGGAUAUUGAGAAGAGGAAGAGGGAGUAUGAUGAGGAGAUUGACAGGAAGUGAAAGAGGUUUGAAGAGGAGGUGAAAGAUAUGUUUAAGCCGAAAUUAGGGAAAUCGAAGAGGAGUCUUGGGAAGUUGAGAAAAAGGGAACUUUUGUUGAAAUCGCUUGGGAAGGCGUUUUGACAGAAGAGAGUUUUGAGGAAAGUAACGAUGCCAGUGGAGCUCUUGAAGAAGUCUACUCAGAAGGCUUCUCAGCAGUUGAAGUCUCCUAAUGAGAGGAUUAAUGUCAAGAGAGGUUCAAUGAAGAAGAGUAAACAAAAUAAGAUAUUGUACCAUUACCUAACUAAAACUCCUAAGGAAAGGAAUAGAGAUUUGACAUAUUUAAGAGAUUCUUCUAGUAAAAAGAUUCGAAAUUUUGAGAUUCUUAAACAAAAUGAAACAGUUCAAGAAAGGGAUAUAACUAAAAAGUUAAAACUUACAGAGGACACUUUAGAAGAUAGAGCUGAAUCUAGAGAAGAACAUGCUUGAUUUACAAAAUCUGAAUCUAAAAAUAGCCCCUUGGAUCACUCUUCUCAGACUAAAGAGGAUGAAUUUGAGGAUUUUAAGUGUACAAACCAUCCAAAGAAGAUGAAACUAGCUAACCAUAGGCCUCCAAAAAGCAAGAAGAUCAAAGUUAGACAAAAAGUUGAUCGGAAUGCUUUACCUAGUUAUUUAAGUCCAACAGAGAGUAGCUCAAGAGCUUGAAGAGUUAAGUAUACUUCGUCAGAAAGUAUAAGGAAUCGUAAAUAAUAAUCUUAUAUCUUCAGAGCAUUUCAGUCUGUCUAAUAAAAGCAAGAAAAGAUCAAUACCUAGGACAAAGAAAUUUAAGGAAGAUCACUUUUCGUUUAGCUUUUCUCAAGUGGUUAGUCCAGUGAGUAAACCGAGGAAGCCUCGGGCUGCCUCAGCUAAUAGCCAAAGGAGCUCCCAUAAGUUCACAUUAAGUUCUUUAGACAAGGAAAAGUAUGAGAAAUCUAGGCAGAAUUUUGAGCAAUAUCGGCUUAAAAAUUUAUAAAUUUUACC